ACGAUAAUAAUAUGAAGAUAAGCAAUAUUGUACAUCGAUUAUUAUAUUUAUCGAAUCACCUUCAGUUUGCUUUUUUCCUUCGCUAUCGCCGAACGUAACGUGUGGUAUAACGUAUUAAUCUAAUAAUGAGUGCUAAACAAAAACGUGUCGUUCUUUCUCUUGAGAAAAAAGUGUUGAUUAUUAACCGGGCUGUAGAUCAAGGUGAAAGUGUUCAAAAACUUGCAAAUUAAUUCGGCGUGGGUCAACAGACAGUUCGUGACUUGGUCAAACAAAAAAAAGGAAAUUUUCAAGUUCAUAUCUUGUGCAGAGGUAUCAGCUAAGAAGAGAAAAACUAUGAAAAAGUCAUCUUUAUCUGACAUGGAAUCUGCUCUUUUUGAAUGGUUUAAACAGAAGCGUAUUGAAGGUAUACUGAUUUCAGGGCCAAUGGUUUGUGAAAAAGCAAAAUGGUUUUAUGAACAUCUGAAAAUUGAGGAAACAUUUAAUGCUUCACAAGGCUGGUUAUUUAGGUUCAAAACUCGCCAUGGCAUAAGACAACUGGACAUUCAAGGCGAAAGCCUGAGUGGAGAUUUGACUGCUGCAGCACUAUUCAAUGACGAAUUCAAUUCAUUCCUUUCAAAAUUGAACUUGUCCCCUGACCAAGUGUACAACGCAGAUGAAUCAGGUCUAUUCUGGAAAAUGCUACCUUUGAAAACACUUGCUGCGCAAUCUGAAAAAUCAGCUCCUGGACAUAAAUCUAGUAAAGAACGACUUACUAUUAUGACUUGUUCAAAUACGACCGGUUCACAUAAGAUCAAAUUAACUGUUAUUGGGAAAGCUAAGAAACCAAGAUAUUUUAAAGGGAUAGAAAUGAAAUAUUUACCAUGUAACUAUUACCACCAUCCAAAAGCUUGGAUGAACCAGGUUAUUUUUAGUGAAUGGUUUUUUAAAGUUUUCCAUCUGUAGAAAAAUUUCAGAAUG
Myzus persicae (green peach aphid) is the source of this 957-nucleotide messenger RNA. Its product is annotated as jerky protein homolog-like. The transcript has a single exon. Bases 334 to 942 code for a protein of 202 amino acids. The record is from RefSeq and is a predicted model, not a curated record. Gene Ontology annotation, molecular function: DNA binding. Lineage: Eukaryota; Metazoa; Arthropoda; Insecta; Hemiptera; Aphididae. Gene Ontology annotation, cellular component: nucleus.